Molecule: messenger RNA, 3225 nt
Organism: Symbiodinium sp. CCMP2592
Lineage: Eukaryota; Dinophyceae; Suessiales; Symbiodiniaceae
Source: the annotation of a GenBank genome assembly
AUGAAGCGCUUUGGACCCGACGAUGCUCUGCCACAGGACCUGCGGAAGCUGCACGAGCUGCUCCGCGAAGACCUCUCUUCUCUGUUUCACAAGCAGGAGGUAAAGAUGCGCGAGUUGUUGAAGGUUCCUGCACCUCGGCAUUUCCUUGGUGGUGUUGAGGGACACGAGAACCGAGCUUCUCCCGUGCCCAAGCCAAAGUCCUUGGGCCUGGGCUUGGAGCACCUCGUGGCCUGUGGCUUGCCCACCUGUAAGGCGUCCCCAUGCCUGCUGACACCGUCGCCCAGCCAUCCGUCUCCUGCGGGAGCUGAAGGGAAAGGCCGAGGACGCCUCGAUGGCUUCAGCUGCAUGAGCUACAAUGUUUUGCUCCCGAACAGCAAGGAUGGUUGGUGGAUUUACAAGUACUACAAAGACUCGCAUGGCUCGCACACCUCUUGGGCUGAGCGUCAGGCCUUGUUGGCUCAGCAGAUUGCGAGCGUCCAGCCUGAUGUGCUAUGUUUGCAAGAAGUCUCUGAACUCUCCUUCGACGAGGACUUCCGCUUCCUGAGCGAGCAGGGGUAUACGGUGCUCAUGCAUGAGAAAAAAGGCAGGAUGAGGCCGGCCACUGCCUGGAAAUCAAGCUGGAAGCAAGUAGCUGCUCAGCACAAAGACCGCACCCUCAUCGUGGGGCUGCAGAAUCCAACGCUACUUCUCUUCGUCGUGAAUGUGCAUCUCAGUGCAGGGCCCAGCGCUGACCGCAGGCUGCGGCAGGUGCAUGAAGCCCUAGAGACUGUUGAGAAGGAGGCGAAAAGGAUGAGCAAAGCACCGGACGAGUUUGCAGUCCUCGUUUGUGGGGACUUCAACUCUCAGGGAAGCACAGCUGUUCGAGAGCUUCUGGUGAAUGGCAUUGUGAACCCUGACUUUCGGGAGUCAGGCGAUCCGACAGAAAAGGGCCAAGAAGGCAAGCAGAUUACUUCCAAGAUCCGAAAGCACGGCCUCCCCACCUUCCAAGAUGCUGCCGACGUGGCAUUUUCUGGGCGUGCGCCGGCGACGAUACUGGCCCAGAAUAUUGAUGAUAAAAUGGUGAGUCCCGAUGGAUCGCUUACCGAGUCAAUGAGCAAGGCAUUGGAUGCGGCCUUCGAUGCAUGUCGGUCUGGCAGCGAGAUGACGGCUGAAGAGACAGCGCAGUUUCUCACCAGAAUCAACCGCGAGCUGGGCAGAGGCAGUGAGCAUCGCUUCGUGGAGGCAGUUUUCGAGAAGCGCGGACAGCGCUCGCUUAGCCGCGAGGACUUCCAUGCACUUUAUGCAUCCGAGCUGGCAGAAGGGAAGUUCUGGGGGGUUGAGCACGAUUUGCGUGAGCUCCUAGGCCACGGCUUGGCAAAGCCCGAAGACGGAAAUGCUCAGCAAGGCAGAGCUGCAAAGGAUUUUUGGACCUCCUUGGGAGACAUUGCCCAACUCAUGGUUCGUGAUCGGAACUUCUCGUCCGACAACUUGCCACCAAGCUCUUUUGGCAGCGACGUGCAGGAUGACCUUCCAGCCGAGAUGCUACCGGAAGGAUCUAAGCUGCCACCUCGGCCGACGAGCACGGCCAAGCAGAUGCCGACCGAGUCUGGCACCGCCGGCACAUGGGCGGUCAGAGCCGACAGCAGCAGACUCCUGGGCGUCAUGCCUGACCAUGGGAGUGGCUACACUGGAGACCCACAGGACGCACUUGUCCCCGGCACCGUCCAAGAUGGCCACGAGGGAAAGCCGCCGGGCAAGUCAACAGAGCAUGGUCGUCGAUUAAGUGUCCGGAAGACUCAAAAAGAGCAGGAGGAAGAUCCAGCUCUGAAAGAGAUCCGGAUGAAAAAUGGGUUUAUGGGUGGUCCUCAUGACAAAGAGACGCGGCUGGAUGAAGAAUUAUACAACGUCACCAACUUCUACAAGACGACGGGUUGUUCUCAAGCCAUUGCACGCAGCGAGAAAUUUGAGCGGCUUACCCUGCUCGUGAUUAGUAUCAACGCUGUAUACAUCGGCGUGGAUGCCCAAUUCAAUCCAGCGGAGACGAUGCUGGAUGAGAACGCCGUGUGGCCCUUUCAGGUCUGCGACAACCUAUUUUGUGCCUUUUUUACGUUCGAGCUUCUCAUUAGAUUUUUAGCUUUCGCGUUGAAGAGAAACUGUCUUCGUGACAAGUGGUUCGUCUUCGACACGUUGCUGGUAUUGCUCAUGAUCGCGGAGACAUGGGUGUUGACGAUCAUCAUUGCCGUCAUGGGAGCGAGCACGUCCAUGCCGACAGGUCCUUUACGACUGCUUCGGCUGCUGCGUCUAAGCCGCCUGGUGCGCCUAAUACGAUCAGCUCCCGAGCUGCUGACCCUCAUCAACGGCAUGCGCGUGGCUUCGAGGGCUGUCUCCUCCGCCUUGCUGCUGAUCGGUUUGAUCACCUAUGUGUUCGCUAUUGUCUUGCUCAUGUUCCUGAAGCCAGUUGCUGAGAACGACGACAAAGUAGCCGAAGCCUUCGGCACCUUGGGCUUCUGCAUUUGGACCCUGAUACUGGAUGGGACCUUCAUGGAUGGAACCAAAGACAUCGUCAACGACCUGAGGACGCUGCCGGACAGGACUGAGGAGCAUUGGAUGCUGGGCUGGGCGAUGAUCUUAAUCUUCUUUGCGUACGUGUUGCUGACAAACGUGACGGUUAUGAAUAUGCUGAUUGGCAUCCUGUGCGAAGUUGUGUCUGAAGUCAAACGAGGAGACGAGGAGGGUCUUGCGAUCGACUUCAUGAAGGGACAUCUACGGUCAAUGCUGACUGAGCUCGACAAGGAUGGCAACGAAAACAUCUCGAAGAUGGCCGCUCGACAGCACGUCCAACGACGAGAGGUCCGUCAGACAGCAUCGCUUGGGCUACCCGAGGAACUGGCCGCCGUCGUCGAAGAUGAGAAGGCCCAGAAAGUUCUCUCCGAACUUCAGGUCAAGCCUGAGGAUGUGAUUGACUUGACGGAGUACCUCUUCGAACAGGACCAAGAUGCCGGACGAGAGCAGGAAGUCACACGCGAAGAGCUCCUGGAAGUGAUUCUGAAGAUCCGUGGUGGCCGAGAGAUCUCUAACCAGGACAUCAUCGACGUUCGUUGUGAUGCUUGUCUGCAGCACGCCGACAUUCGGCGAAUCGUCCAGCGGCAGACCGGCUUGGUCUUGAGGGAAAUGGGGCAUCUUUGUCGGCGGAUUGGGAGAAUCGAAGACCGUUUCUGGCAACUGGGCAGACAACACUGUGUUUGA